AAGCAGCCCCAUUACUACCUGUCCUUCUGCUACACCGUACUGUUGCAGGCACGGGUAACUGGAUGGUAAACUGGAGGGAAUUUUUUCAGCUGAAAACUAACAUUCUUCCCCUCCCUCCUCCUUUGCAGAAUUGUUUUUCAGCUGGAGUAGUUUUCCAGUAUAGUUCACUAUGGACUCUGCAAACACCUGCCCUAGAAGAAAGUUCUAGGAGAAGAGUCAGGGAAAGACAAGAUUGUGUCUUCUGGCAGCUCUGACCACCAAAGGUGUUCAGCCAGCCAGAGCCUAAGGUGAAAAGGAAGAACUGAGGAGAAAACAAACUAUGAAAGUAUUGGUUAUUGGCCUUGGAGGUGUAACAAAUGGGGGGAAAACAACGCUGGCAGAAAAGCUUAAGAAAAUGCUUCCCAACUGUGAUAUAAUCUCUCAAGAUGACUUCUUUAAGCCAGAGUCUGAAGUAGAAACAGAUGAACGUGGAUUUAAGCUAUAUGAUGUACUUGAUGCCCUCUAUAUGGAUGAAAUGGUGAAAAGUAUUCGCAAUUGGAUGAAAAGCCCAACAAGCUUAGGUGUUGUGAUGCAAGAGCCACAGAAUACAUGUGACAAUCUGAAAGAUACAGAAGAUGUUUAUAUUUUGAUUGUUGAAGGCUUUCUGCUAUACAAUUAUGAGCCACUUAAUGAACUAUGGAAUAGAAGAUAUUUUUUGACCCUUCCUUACGAAGAGUGCAAAAGGAGAAGGAGCACCAGAGUCUAUCAGCCAGCAGAUACACCGGGGUACUUCGAGGGACACGUGUGGCCUAUGUAUCUGAAAUAUAAAAAUGAAUUGGAAGAGAAUGCAAGUAACAUUGUUUAUUUGGAUGGCACAAAAUCCCAAGAGGAGCUUUUAUCCUGUGUGUAUAGUGAUAUAAUACAGGAAUUAAAAAAGCUGAGGGAAGGAAGUAAGUAAUGUUACUGGAAAUUGAAUCUGCUUAUCCCAUUCCAAGUUAACAAGAAGCUAAUCCUUUUAUGUGAAAAUAACUGCAAGUAUUAUAUAGAUCUAUAUCUCCUUAUGUAUUACAGUCCUUAUACAUGUUUGCCCAUUACUCUAAGUCAUCAUAAGCUUUAAGUUCAUUGAAACUGGAUGUUCUGAAAUAAUAGGUGAAUCCAUUGUUAUCUAGUGAUAAAAUAAUAAUAAAAGAAGGGGGAACAGAAGGAAUAUGGGGCAAAACAUUGAUG
Haliaeetus leucocephalus (bald eagle) is the source of this 1206-nucleotide messenger RNA. RefSeq names its product nicotinamide riboside kinase 1 (gene NMRK1). The transcript has 8 exons. Lineage: Eukaryota; Metazoa; Chordata; Aves; Accipitriformes; Accipitridae. Gene Ontology annotation, cellular component: cytoplasm. Bases 320 to 937 code for a protein of 205 amino acids. The record is from RefSeq and is a predicted model, not a curated record.